CAAAAAUCAACCAACCAAACAACCCCAACAGCCAAGCACACAUCUCUGAUUUUUUUUUAAAAAAAAAAUUGGUCUUUUCGUUGGAUUUUCCCUUUUUUUCUUCUUCCCUCCACCCCCGAGUUAUCUCAAUUUUAAGGGGUUUACUUUUUUUUAAUCUGCUUUGCAGCCUGCCUUGGUCUUCUAGCGCGAGUUCAUCGACUCAAAAAAAAAAUCUCUGGUUGGCUUUUUUUUUUUUUUUUUAAAUAUUUUCAAGGGGGAGGAGAUUUUUCCACCAGAAAAGGUUGUUUUCAUGUUUGGGAUUCAGGAAAGCAUCCAGCGGAGUGGGAGCAGCAUGAAGGAAGAGCCGCUGGGCAGCGGCAUGAACGCGGUGCGGACGUGGAUGCAGGGCGCCGGGGUGCUGGACGCCAACACAGCCGCGCAGAGCGGGGUGGGUCUGGCCCGGGCUCACUUCGAGAAGCAGCCCCCUUCCAAUCUGCGCAAAUCCAACUUCUUCCACUUCGUCCUGGCCCUGUACGACCGGCAGGGCCAGCCCGUGGAGAUCGAGAGGACGGCCUUCGUGGGGUUCGUGGAGAAGGAAAAAGAAGCCAACAGCGAAAAGACCAAUAAUGGAAUCCACUACCGGCUCCAGCUGCUCUACAGCAAUGGGAUCCGGACAGAGCAGGAUUUCUACGUGCGCCUCAUCGACUCCAUGACCAAACAAGCCAUAGUAUAUGAAGGCCAAGACAAGAACCCUGAAAUGUGCAGAGUUUUACUCACACACGAGAUUAUGUGCAGCCGCUGUUGUGACAAGAAAAGCUGUGGCAACCGAAAUGAGACUCCCUCAGAUCCAGUGAUAAUUGACAGGUUCUUCUUGAAGUUUUUCCUCAAAUGUAACCAGAAUUGCCUAAAGAAUGCGGGAAACCCACGUGACAUGAGGAGAUUUCAGGUCGUGGUAUCUACAACAGUCAACGUGGAUGGCCAUGUGCUGGCCGUCUCUGACAACAUGUUUGUCCACAAUAACUCCAAGCAUGGGCGGAGGGCUCGGAGGCUCGAUCCCUCUGAAGGUACGCCCUCUUAUCUGGAACAUGCAGCUACUCCCUGUAUCAAAGCCAUCAGCCCCAGUGAAGGGUGGACGACGGGAGGCGCGACUGUGAUCAUCAUAGGGGACAAUUUCUUUGAUGGGUUACAGGUCAUCUUCGGCACCAUGCUGGUGUGGAGUGAGCUGAUCACGCCUCACGCCAUCCGCGUGCAGACGCCUCCGCGGCACAUCCCCGGGGUCGUGGAAGUCACACUGUCCUACAAGUCCAAGCAGUUCUGCAAAGGGACACCGGGCAGAUUCAUCUACACAGCACUCAAUGAACCCACCAUCGAUUAUGGUUUCCAGAGGUUACAGAAGGUCAUUCCCCGGCACCCUGGAGACCCUGAGCGUUUGCCAAAGGAAGUGAUCCUCAAAAGGGCUGCCGAUCUGGUGGAAGCGCUGUACGGGAUGCCGCACAACAACCAGGAAAUCAUUCUGAAGAGGGCGGCCGACAUCGCAGAGGCCCUGUACAGCGUUCCUCGGAAUCACAACCAACUCCCAGCCCUCGCCAACACCUCGGUCCACGCAGGGAUGAUGGGUGUGAACUCCUUCAGUGGACAGCUGGCCGUGAACGUGUCGGAGGCCUCCCAAGCCACUAAUCAGGGUUUCACCCGUAACUCAAGCAGCGUGUCGCCACACGGGUACGUGCCGAGUACCACCCCUCAGCAGACCAACUAUAACUCUGUCACCACAAGCAUGAACGGAUACGGCUCUGCUGCCAUGUCCAAUCUGGGGGGCUCCCCAACCUUCCUCAACGGCUCAGCUGCCAACUCACCCUAUGCCAUUGUGCCAUCCAGCCCCACCAUGGCCUCCUCCACAAGCCUCCCUUCCAACUGCAGCAGCUCCUCGGGCAUCUUCUCCUUCUCACCAGCCAACAUGGUCUCCGCCGUGAAACAGAAGAGUGCUUUUGCGCCUGUCGUCAGACCCCAGACCUCCCCGCCUCCCACCUGCACCAGCACCAAUGGGAACAGCCUGCAAGCGAUAUCUGGAAUGAUCGUUCCCCCGAUGUGAAAGAAUUGCCUUGAAGAAUUUUAUUAAUGAAGAGGUUGGAUUUGGAGACAGCGAGGAGAAUAAUCUGAUCCAAGUCCCAGAGCGGAACUUUUAACUCAGGCCUUUUUAAGAGGAGUCACAAUAACUGCAGAUUUUUAAACGAACAAAAAUCACCGACCUUGCAAAUACUGAAAUUGGCAAGGGUGUGCAAGGGCAGGGUGUUGGUUAGAGUUGUCCCUCCCAAGUAUUUGGGAGUGAUAUAUUUAUUCUGUAUUGAUAAAAGCAACUCCACUUUUUUUUCCUUCUCUCUCUUUUUCAAAAGCCUAACUCUGCAUCAUUUGUCUUUUAUAAACCAUAAAGCUAUAAACAAGGGACACUAUAAAUAAGACUCCAUGUUUUAAUUUAUGAUGUUUUUAAAGCUGUGUAAAGGGAGAAUGAGGUGGUGAUAUUUACAAAAAAGUAAAAAAGAAAAAAAAAGAAAAAAGGAAAAGAAAGAAAGGAAGGAAGGAAGGAAGGAAGGAAGGAAGGAAGGAAGAAAAAAAAGCUUGUAUGGGACAGAAUAGGAAUGCCAGUUAGAUUUUUUUAGAGAACUAAGGGUGGGCUUUUGCGCCUUAAAGCAUAUCAGUGGUAAUUAGUUCAGACCGCAUUUCCACCCGCCCUCCCUUAGCAGAGCAAGCUUGUUCCUCUCUUUUGUAACGUUGUCUUAAGUAGCUGUAAAUAAAUGCAGCCUGGAAAGUUCAAAGGUGAUGUUAAGUGAUCACAUCUUUUCCCUUCUACUCAAAAAAUAAAAAUAAAAAAAUUAAAAAUCCAGUGCCUCUAGACAGAUUGCUAAAACUGCAUAUUUAAACUCAGUACAUCCUCUCUUUUCCUUAUGUCAACUUCUUCUGAAGCCAGUAGCCUCUUGAGAGCUUGGUAGCACCCUGCUGCAGACCAGUCACCUUGGAGAUUUCACAGGACAUGGUCCAGGCACAAAACUCCACUGUUGUUCUCCAGUGAUCAAGCCAAAAUCCCACCUACAUGCCUCCAUUUUCAAGAUUAAAGUUUACUCACCCUACCUAGAAUCCCACAUACUGAACUUCACACUCAUACUCAAACAGAUAAAGUAAAAUCAACCCACAAGGCUCCAGCUCACCACAGGGUCUCCAGCAGUAGGAUCUUACCCUUUCUAACACCCAGAUGCGGUCACCAGUGGAAAGCUGUGGAAUUAACCAGAGGGAAGGAAAAGAAGGAUGGGACCCCUCAUACAUUGUUUUCUGUUCUGUGGGAAGCUUUGCUCAUCUAGGAAGUGUUCUUAAAGAAUGAACGGUAAAGAUGCAGCGAGGCUCUGAGGAUGCAUUGCCUGAGAUUUUUCCCCCUUUGCUUUUUCCUUUUGUGUUUUUGUAUGUAGUUAUAAAUACUGUAGAUUUUUUUGUGAUUUUUUUUUGCCAAAGUUGUUCUAUUUAUACAUUUUAAUGUCUUAACAUGGUUUUUCAAUCUCACAAAAAAAAAGAUUUUACUGCAAAGGAAAAAAAACAAAGCUCACUACCUUUAGCUUGCACUUACUUGCGAAGUUAAUUAAAAGGCUUUUUGUUUUAAUGGGGAUUUUUGUAAAAUAUCCAUAUAAAUAAUGUAUUUAUCUUUGGAAUUUGUAAAUUGCUUUUCCCCUUUCUCCUCUUCUUCCCACCCUCCAGUUUAUUUUAUUGUGUAUGUUUGCUAUGUGAAAAGUGUGUAUUUGUUUGCUCAUCUACAGUUGUAUUAGCUGUUUCAAUGUGAUUUUUAAACAUUUCAUUUCUAGUUAUUUUUAGUAUUGUUUUAAACCAUGCUUCAGUUUUUUUAUUUCCACCCAAAAGCCAUUGUCUAUUUUUGUAUUAUUUGUAAGUUAAGAAGUUUUUUCCAAUAUAUGGCAAAAAAAAUAGUAGCAUAUUAUUCUUGUAGUAUUUAGUUCUGUAGACUAAAAAAAAUGUAUCCUUUGCUUUGGAAACUUACAAAAAAUUAAUGCUGUUUUACUCUAUUAAUAUGCAUGGAAUCUCUCCCCUUGGAGUGACACAUUUUGUGCAUUAAAUUUCGGGGUGGGGGGAGCAAGUUCAUAGAAAUCAGUGAACAUACUUUCUUUCUUAAGUCUGCUUGUAUAUUUCCUCUGUCUCUCACAUAAAUAUAAACCAGCAGAUUGGAUGCCUUAACAAUGCAAAUCAUAUUCAUUUCACUUGUACAUUGUAACCGUGCACCAAGAAACCCGUCAUCAGUCAUCACUAAACAUUCUAAGAGAAGAGAAAAAGAAAAAAAAAAGAAAAAAAUAACAAA
Molecule: messenger RNA, 4327 nt
Organism: Dipodomys spectabilis (banner-tailed kangaroo rat)
Lineage: Eukaryota; Metazoa; Chordata; Mammalia; Rodentia; Heteromyidae
Gene: Ebf1
Product: EBF transcription factor 1
Exons: 16
Coding region: 290-2068 (592 amino acids)
Biological process (GO): regulation of transcription by RNA polymerase II
Molecular function (GO): RNA polymerase II cis-regulatory region sequence-specific DNA binding; DNA-binding transcription factor activity, RNA polymerase II-specific
Source: RefSeq, a predicted model, not a curated record